AUGAGUCUGCUGAGGCCCAGCGGGCUGAAGGCCCCCACCAAGAUCCUCAAGCAUGGGAGCUGGGCCCUGAAGACACCCUCGGCCGCGGCUGCUCCCGUUGAGAUGACCGUGCCUGGGGAGAAAAACCCCAGCGCCCCCUCCUCGGAGAUGCAGGAGGAGUUUGUGGGCGACUUCCAGGUCGGGGAACGAGUCUGGGUGAACGGGAACAAGCCUGGAUUCAUCCAGUUCCUCGGGGAGACCCAGUUUGCCCCUGGUCAGUGGGCCGGGAUCGUCUUGGACGAGCCCAUCGGCAAGAACGACGGCUCGGUGGCGGGUGUGCGCUACUUCCAGUGCGAGCCCCUGAAGGGCAUCUUCACCCGGCCGUCCAAGCUGAGUAGGAGCUUGCAGGCCUACGAUGAGACCAACUGCCGGCGGCCAGCGCCUGCCGCCUGGGCCACACCGCCCCUGUCGGCCUCCCCGGCCCUUGCCGGCACCACGAAGGUGCCCCAGUCCCCCGCGAAGGAGUCACCGGCCACCCCUCACAUCAGCAGCCUGACCAGGACGGCCAGCGAGUCCAUCUCCAACCUCUCUGAGGCUGGCUCCCUCAAGAAAGGGGAGCGGGAGCUGAAGCUCGGGGACCAGGUGCUGGUGGGAGGCAUGGAGGCCCGUGUGGUGCGCUUCCUCGGGGAGACAGACUUCGCCAAGGGGAAUUGGUGCGGCGUAGAGCUGGACAAGCCACUGGGCAAGAACGAUGGUGCCGUGGCCGGAACGAGGUACUUCCAGUGUCAGCCCAAGUAUGGCUUGUUUGCUCCCAUUCACAAAGUCACCAAGAUCGGCUUCCCGUCCACGACGCCGGCCAAGGGCAAGGUGGCCACCGUGAGGCGUGUGAUGGCCACCACCCCCGCCAGCCUGAAGCGCAGCCCUUCGGCCUCCUCGCUCAGCUCCGUCAGCUCCGGGGCCUCAUUCGAGAGCAGCAGACCCGGCCGCACGGGACUAUUGCCGGAAACCUCCUCCCGCUACGCCCACAAGAUCUCUGGCACCACCGCCCUCCAGGAGGCGCUGAAGGAGAAGCAGCAGCACAUUGAGAAGCUGCUGGCCGAGCGGGACCUAGAGCGGGCGGAGGUGGCCAAGGCCACGAGCCACAUGGGGGAGAUAGAGCAGGAGCUGGCCCGCCGGAACGGGCACGACCAGCACGUUCUGGAGCUGGAGGCCAAGAACAAUGAGCUGCGGGCCAUGCUGGAAGCGACCGACUGGGAGAAGGUGGAGCUGCUGAACCAGCUGGAGGAGGAGAAGAGAUGAGUGGAAGACCUCCAGUUCCGAGUCGAGGAGGAGUCCAUCACCAAAGGCGACCUGGAGGUAAAGCCCGGGCAGGUCCCGGAGGCUUGCAGGCUGCAGGCAAGGAUGCGGGGCGGCCUGGCCGACCCCGCCGGGACCACUUCUCUUUUCCUUAAAACAAGAAGAAGCAAAGAGUCAGUUUGGAAAAGAAAAAUUUCUAUUUCUGCUUCUUUUCCUUCCUGCUUUAAGUUCAUGGAAAUUUUGUUUUCCCACCAGAAGGAGGUGAAGUCCCUGCAGGCGGCCUCUGAGAAGCUCGCCAAGGAGAACGAGUGCCUGAGGACCAAGCUGGACCAUGCCAACAAGGAGAACGCGGACGUGAUCGCCCUGAGGAAGUCCAAGCUGGAGACGGCCAUCGCCCCGCACCAACAGGCCAUGGGCGAGCCGAAGGCAUCCGUGAGCCAGGGGGCGGGCACCGAGGCGGCCGAGCUGGCCGAGCUCAAGAUGCAGAUCGAGAGGCUACAGUUCGAGUACCAGCAGGAGGUGGAGAGCCUGAAGGCCCAGCAGGCGGCUGAGCGUGCAGCGCACGCCUCUGAGCUGAAGACGCUCAGGUCGCGGCUCUUCAGGACGGCCCAGGAGCAGAAGAACAGCCUGGAGGCCGCAAGGGCCAAGCUCGACCAGAUUGAGGACCAGCACCUGGUGGAGAUGGAGGACGCCCUGAACAAGCUGCAGGAGGCGGAGACGAAGGUAAAGCACCUGGACGGGUUGCGGGCCGUGUGUAGUCAGCAAGCCCAGGCCCUGGCCAAUGCCACGGCACAGCUGGAGGCCACCCAGCAGAAGCUCUUGCAGCUCGAUGGGCUCUGGAAGGCCAGUUCCGAAGGUCAAUUGGGAAUGGAGAAGCUCAGGCAGCAGCUCCAGGUGGCUGAGCGGCAGAUUCAGGAGUUAGAGAAUGCAAAGCGGGCCGAGGAGAAGGUGGACGUGAGCCGCAGCCAGUGCCAGGCUCUGCAGGCCGAGCACACCAAGGCCAGCGUGGAGAUCCAGGGGCAGCACGAGGAGGCGCUGCAGGCCCUGCAGAAGCUGCUGCUGCAGGCGAAGGAGAAGCUGCAGGCAGCGGAGGCGGAGAACGGGAGCCUGCUGCGACAGGUGGCCUAGCUGAAGUCGCAAGCCGAUAAGGCCAAGCGGUUCACCCAUUCCCUGCUGGCCGUCUGCGGUAUCGCAGUUCGGAGCCCGUGUGGUCUCUUUGCCGCGGUGCGCCCACCCUCUGCUGGCCGUCUGCGGUAUCGCAGUAUGGAGCGUGCGUUCAAGGUGGGAGCAUUGGAGGUCACUCCCGAUGAUGUCAUGUCGGUGCGUCUGUUUCUCCUGCAGCAGGUGGUGCUCCUGUAA
Molecule: messenger RNA, 2634 nt
Organism: Sorex fumeus (smoky shrew)
Lineage: Eukaryota; Metazoa; Chordata; Mammalia; Eulipotyphla; Soricidae
Product: CAP-Gly domain-containing linker protein 1-like
Biological process (GO): positive regulation of microtubule polymerization; cytoplasmic microtubule organization
Cellular component (GO): cytoplasm; microtubule plus-end; nucleus
Molecular function (GO): microtubule plus-end binding
Source: RefSeq, a predicted model, not a curated record